Messenger RNA from Closterium sp. Naga37s-1, 4890 nucleotides. NCBI's taxonomy places the organism in Eukaryota, Viridiplantae, Streptophyta, Zygnematophyceae, Desmidiales, Closteriaceae. The record is from the annotation of a GenBank genome assembly.
AUGAAGGCAGAUGGCAGGCAGAGCUGUUUCUCCGACAUCUAUGCCGGCUCAGGGGGGAGCCUAUCUCUUUGCCUUCCGUCCUGUCACCUUUUCCCAUCCCCCUCUCCAUCUCCUCCUCUCCUCUUCAUAUUGCCCCUCCCCCAUCUCCCCCUCUCCUCCUCAUAUUGCCCCUCCCCCAUCUCCCCCGCUCCUCCUCAUAUUGCCCCUCCCCUCCAGCUGCCCCACAUGGAUGCCCCUCUGCCACGCCCCCACAUGGAUGCCGCUCUGCCAGUCAGUGAGCAAUUUGCGCUCUAUGCCAGCUCAGGGGGAGCCUAUCUCUUUGUUCCGCAUCCUGUCAAACCUCGUUCCCUCUGCCGCUCCAUCCCGCCCCCUCUUCCGUUCCCCCCCCAGCUGCCCCACAUGCGCGCCCCUCUGCCAGUCAGCGAGCAAUUCGCCCUCUAUGCCAGCUCAGGGGGAGCCUAUCUCUUUCUGCCACAUGGCACUGCCGUUCCUAUAGUGAAGGAGCAGCAGGGUGCGGGUAGCAGCAGGAGCACGGGAAAGGAAAAGCACAGGCACGGGGAGAGGAGCGGGAGUGGGUAUGGGGGAGACAGGGAGGAGGAGAGAGGGGGAAGGGGUUCUGGGAGAGUUAGGGGGGAGAGGAGGGGGAAGGGAUAUGGACGGAUUGAAGGGGAGCGAGGGGGGAGUGGUGUGCAUGGGAUGGUUAAGGGGGAGGAGGGAGGGUCGACCUCGUUGGUGUGCAGAGGGCCGCUAGUGGAGGAGGUGCAUACACGGUUCAGAUUCACCCAUCCGAAUGAUUGGACGGCUGAGGUGCAAGCUGAGGAUGUUGACCCUUGGGCGGGGGGGGGAGGGGAGGGGGAGGGGACUGGGGAGGGGGGAGGGGAAAGGGAGGCAGGCACGACUGCCAAUGUGGCAGAGGAAGCUUUUUCUGCUACAGCCCGAAAGCUGCUAGUUGAUGAUAGUGAAGCUGACAAUAGCGAGGAUGAAAGAGAUGUUUCUGGGAGUGAGGAUGAGGAGGAUAGACAGGGAACGAGUGAGAGAGGGGCUGUGGGAGAGAGUGAGGGUCAGGAUGAAGGAAGACACUUGGAAGAGGGAGAGUGGGCGAGCAAAGGAGUAAGUGUGGCUGAGGGAGCAAGCGGGGGAGUGAGUGAGGGAGCGAGCGAGGGAGUGAGUGGGGAGGAGCUAGACGUGUUGCAUCCGCGCCAUUUUGAGGGGAAGGAAGCGGCGGGAGGGUUGGUGUGGCUGACUGGCGAGCAGCAGCGAGUGUUUGGUAAGCUGCUGGAGCAAUCACAGAGGGAGGAGCAGGGGGAGGAGAAGAUUCAGAGAGCGAGUGAGGGAGUGAGUGAGGGAGGGAGGGAGGGAGCGGGUGGGGGAGCGAGUGGGGGAGCGAGCGGGGGAGCGAGUGAGGGAGCGAGUGAGGGAGCGGGUGAGGGAGUUAGCGAGGGAGCAGGCGAGGGAGUUAGUGAGGAAGCAAGAGAGGGAGCGAGUGAGAAAGUGAGUGAGGGAGUGAGUGAGGAGGAGCUAGACGUAUUGCAUCCGCGCCAUUUUGAGGGGAAGGAAGCGGCGGGAGGGUUGGUGUGGCUGACUGGCGAGCAGCAGCGAGUGUUCGGUAAGGUGCUGGAGCAAUCACAGAGGGAGGAACAGGGGGAGGAGGAAAUUCAAAGAGCGACUGAGGGAGUAAGUGAGGGAGUGAGUGAAGGGGUGAGCGAGGGAGCGAUUGUGGGAGGUAGUGAGGGAGCAAGUGAAGGAGAGAGCGAGGGAACGAGCGAAGGAGCAAGUGAGGGAGCGAGUGAGAUCGCGAGUGAGGGAGUGAGUGAAGACGAGCUAGAUGUUUUGCAUCCGCGCCAUUUCGAGGGCAAAGAAGCGGAGGGAGGGAUGGUGUGGCUGACUGGCGAGCAGCAGCGAGUGUUUGGAAAGGUGCUGGAGCAGUCGCAGAGGGAGGAGCAAGGGGGGGAGGAGAUUCAGAGAGUGAGCGAGGAAGUGAGUGAGGGAGGGAGGGAAGGAGGGAAUGAGGGAGCGAGUGGGGGAGCGAGUGGGGGAGCGAGUGAGGGAGCGGGUGAGGGAGUUAGCGAGGGAGUUAGUGAGGGGGUGAGUGAGGAGGAGCUAGACAUAUUGCAUCCGCGGCACUUUGAGGGCAAGGAAACAGCGGGAGGGCUGGUGUUUCUGACUGGCGAGCAGCAGCGUGUGUUUGGAAAGCUGCUGGAGCACUCACAGCGGGAGGAAGACCAGGGGCAGGGGCAGGGGCAGGGGCAGGGGCAGGGGCAGGGGCAGGUGCAGGGGCAGGGGCAGGGGCAGGGGCAGGGGCAGGGGCAGGGGCAGGGGCAGGGGCAGGGGCAGGGGCAGGGAGAGGAGGAGACUCAGCACACGCAGCAACGAGAAGAGUCAGAAGGCGAGCGGUUGGCUGCGAUACAGAGCGGUGAAGAAGCAAAACUCCUGGCAGAUCUUGCAUCACCGAACCUCGCAUCACCAGACCUUGCCUCGGCACGUGCAGCAGCGGAGCAGCGGCGAGAGGAGCGGAGGAAGCAGCGGUUGAGAUGGAUGCAGAGGGUGCGGGGGACGCAAGGGGCGGGGCGGCCGCCGUGGUUAGACGAUGAUUUUAACUACACACUGCUCUCGCCUGCUGAUGCUGCCAGUCAAGAGGGGUUGGAUGCGUUGUUUGGGGGGCCGGAAGAGUCAGAGGAAGAUGAUCAACCCGACAGCUUCGACCAACAGUCUCACCCCUCAUUGCAGCAGCAGCAGCAGCAGCAGCAGCAGCAGCAGCAGUCUCAAAGUUACCAGCAGCAGCAGCAGCGGCGGGGGGCACCAGAGCCAGUGGUGCGGGUGGUGAGGCUGUACAGGGUGCAUUCGGUGCAGGCUCUGCUGGUGGAGGUGCAGCACCGGGUGGACCUCACCAGCCGCAUGUGGCUCGGGAACAAGGAGCUCGUGGUCCGGUCCGGCAACGUCUUUCACACGGACCUGAAUGGCUUUCAGAUGGUGCGCAGGGAGACCCUCGCUCGCAUCCCCCUGCAGGGCAACUUCUACCCCAUGCCCGCCCUCGCCUUGCUGCAAGACCCCUCUGGGCUGCGCUUUUCUGCUCACACACGCCAGGCCAUGGGAUGCGCCAGUCUCAAGAGUGGUUGGCUGGAGAUGGUGUUGGAUCGACGGCUGAACCAGGACGAUGGGAGGGGGCUCACACAGGGAGUGUCAGACAACCGCCCGCUGCUCUCUAUCCUCCACCUCUCCCUCGAAGCCAACACCUCCUCUCGCCCUCCCCCCUCCCCCUCCUCCUCCACCCCGCUCAAGCCCUCCCUCCUCUCUCACUGCGUCUCCUCCCGGCUCAACUACCCGCCUGUUCUUUUCAUCGGGCAGCCCGAAAAUUCUGCGGCUCUGCGCGAACUGGUGCCGCAGGGUGGCGCGGGCAGGGAAGAGACAGGUGGUGGUCGGGGCAGGCAGGAGCGAGAUGGAGUGGAGGGUGCUGGGAUGUGGGAGCAGCAAGGGGGCCGGAAGGCAGGUUCGGGGAAGAGCUUGGGGAAAAACACAGGAGGGGGUUCGAGAGUAGCGGUGACGGCCAUGUCGGAGGGCGAGGUCGAGGAGUACCGUCGCCGCCGGCAGAUCUCCGUCGAGGGCCGCGGCGUGCCCAAGCCGUGUCGCACGUUUGAAGAGGCCUCGUUUCCCGACUACGUGCUCGUGGAGGUGCAGCGCGCGGGAUUUAAGGAGCCCACGCCGAUCCAAGCGCAGGGAUGGCCCAUGGCGCUUAAGGGGCGGGAUUUGAUCGGGCUCGCGGAGACGGGGUCUGGGAAGACCUUGGCUUACCUUCUUCCUGCUAUUGUUCACGUCAACGCCCAGCCUUAUCUCGCACCCGGAGAUGGCCCCAUCGUGCUGGUGAUUGCGCCCACGCGAGAGCUAGCUGUGCAGAUUCAGGAAGAGUGCACCAAGUUCGGCGCGUCCUCUAAGAUCAAGAGCACCUGCGUCUACGGCGGCGCGCCUAAAGGCCCGCAAAUACGAGAUCUCAACCAAGGCGUGGAGAUCGUGAUUGCGACGCCAGGGCGUUUGAUCGACAUGCUGGAGUCGCGGAUUACCAACCUUCGCCGCGUGACGUACCUCGUGUUGGACGAGGCGGAUCGCAUGCUCGACAUGGGCUUCGAACCCCAGAUCAGAAAAAUCGUCUCGCAGAUUCGCCCUGAUCGCCAGACGCUCUACUGGAGUGCCACGUGGCCCAGAGAGGUGGAGACGCUCGCCAGGCAGUUCCUGGUUGACCCGUACAAGGUUGUGAUUGGCUCCGCGGAGCUGAAGGCGAACCACUCAAUCACGCAGGUGGUGGAGAUUUUGAGCGACCACGAGAAGUACCCCCGGCUGCUCAAACUUCUAGAGCAGGUGAUGGACGGCAGCAAGAUUCUGGUCUUCAUGGACACGAAGCGCGUGUGCGACCAGGUGACCCGCCAGCUGCGCAUGGACGGCUGGCCUGCGCUCUCCAUCCACGGCGACAAGAGCCAGGCGGAGCGCGACUGGGUGCUCUCGGAGUUCAAGACUGGCAAGAGCCCCAUCAUGAUCGCCACCGAUGUUGCUGCCCGCGGGCUAGACGUCAAAGACAUCAAGUGUGUGAUCAACUACGACUUCCCCUCCACCUGUGAAGACUACGUGCAUCGCAUCGGCCGCACAGGCAGGGCGGGGGCGACGGGAUUCUCCUUCUCGUUCUUCACGGCCGGCAAUGCCAGGCUGGCGAAAGAUCUUAUUAAGAUUCUCACCGAGGCCAAUCAAGUCGUGCCACCUGCGCUCGCUGCUCUCGGGAUGAGCGCUGGCAGCAUGAGGGGCGGGGGAGUCGCCUCCCCAUCCCCCGCCUUCCCCCCGCCUCCCUCCAUCUAUUUCACUCCUUCCAUCUGCCCUUGCUUUGGAGCCUCACUGGCUCUGAGAUGA